AUGCCGUUGACUCCUUUAGGUUACUACAAUGACUUUGAUCUGCACUUCAACAAAAAAUUUUCGGACACAUGUACAGAGGAAGGCUUUCUUUCUGAUCCAUUAGACUGCAGAAUAUUUUAUCGAUGCAUAAAUUGGGGUAAUAGCAAACCGCUAACUAGUUUUAAAUUUAAAUGUGGCAUUGGAACAGUAUUUUCCAGAAGCAUGGGAAAUGUAUGCGUACCUCCUAGUGAAAGUGAAAGAACAGACUGUGCUGAAUCAGAAAACAAAAUAAAGCUUGAUUUACAACAACCUUUCAUACCUACUUUACUAAACAACAAUGAAAUACCACAUGAUAUGUUACAUAGAUGUAGUCAACCAUGGUCAUUUUCUAAAGAAGAAUACAGAUCGGAAAUAUUGCCUCUAACAUCCGACAAUAAUUUGAUGGGAGAAAUUUCUGAUGCUUGCUCUCAUGAAGGAUUUUUUUCUGACUUAAAAGAUUGCCGAAAGUUUUAUCGAUGUGUUCCAGACCAAUUCGGUUAUAGAAAAUUUACAUUUUAUUGUGCUCAUGGUACAGCGUGGAAUCAAAGCGAACAAACUUGCAAUUAUGUUACUCAAGUUUUAACAUGUCAUUUUAGUAAUAAUAUACUAACUGAAAGCAAUUUUCAAACCUUAGAAGAGAAUAUGGUGACAUCUACUUUUUAUCCUAUUAAAAAUACUAUUAAUAUGGAUAUAACUAGAUAUAAGAAUAAAAAAUUGACGACAUUACGGUAUUCGCUAUCAUCAUCUAAACAUAACGAGAGUAAUGGUAUCGAUUCUAUUAACAGUAAUAUUACAACAUUCAAUGAAUCGUGUUUUUUUAAUUGCGAAUUUAAUAAUGGUAUUGUUUGUAACAAUCCGGGAUUUUAUGUUCAUCCUACAAAAUGUAAUAAAUUUUAUCGUUGCGUUGACAACGGAAAUGGAUUUAAUAUAUACUAUUUUGACUGUCCACCUGGAACAAUAUUUGAUCCUAGUCUUAAUGUCUGUAACUAUCCUGAAUCAAUUUAUCCACCUAGAAAAUGCAAACAACAUAUUUUCACGUCUAUUGAACCAUCUUCAACAAAUUCUGUAUUUACAACAUUGAAAUCUCAAGAGGUGACAACAACAGCAUCCAUCACAGAAUACACAACUUCAAAAACAGAAAUUAAUUCUUCUGUAUUAACAACAGAUGUGUCGAAAUCAGAGUCUUUCACAGAUGAAUCUUAUUUGUCUACAGAGAAAAUAUCAUCUUUUUCUACGAUAUCAAGUUCUGAAAAAGUAGAAAUUGAAGAAUUAUCAAACACAGUAACAACUAACAAUUAUAAAACUACUUCACAGAUUUUUGAUACUUCAAUUUCAACAGAGAUAGAUAAAAUGACUGAUACUACAAGAGGUUUAACAAUAAAAGAAACUACUAUAAUGAGAACAGCAAUGCCAGUGGAAAAAUCAACUUUUUCAGAAUUAAUGGCAACAACGACAGCAGAUGUUAAAACAACACCAAAAUACAACGUGGAAAUGUCUACUGGUGUAACAGAAUCAGUCACAAAAUUUGAAGAACUCGCAACAAAUGGACUUUUACCUUCCGAAAAUGAUUUUUCUAACUGUCCAAUUUCUUCAAACCUUACUGAUGAACAAGUGCUUCUAAUAUGUCCAACAGGAUUUAAGCGUCAUCCUAAGUUCUGCAAUAUUAUUUACCAGUGUACUACAGAAGACAACUCACAAAUUAAGCUUUUAACACUUCGUUGUCCUGAAAAUACCAUUUUUGAUGAAACUAAAGUACAAUGUGUUCCAGAAUCUGAAAGUUCCCAACCUUGUAAGGGAUCUAUCAACUAUGACAGAACUUAUCGACGAUCAGAUAGCAAACGUUUAUUAAAUAUUAAAGUAUUUUCUGAAACAAUAUGUCCAGAGGAAGGUUACUUUCCGUUUCAGAGUGGAUGCAGUAUUGCUUUUUUUAAAUGUGAGCUUAAUUCAAGAAAUAUCAUGCAGGGCUAUUUAUACAAAUGUCCUGCUAGUUUUGUAUACUGGACAAUUUCCAAGCGCUGUGAACGAGUAUCUUGGUUAAAAACAUGUACACCGUCAAGUUAUGAAGCAGAAACUAUAUUUUGGGAAAAAAGAUGGGAUGUUCCUAUAGCAAAUAAUAAUUCAUAUACAUAAAAAUAUUUAUUUGAUAUAAAAAAUACUGUCGUUUCCAUUGUGUACAAUCUAGGGUCUAUAAUACUUAUCUAAACCAAACAAAAAAAGUUUUUUCUUCAAUCAAUUCAAUAAAUUGUACAAUCGUACAAUUUUACAUGAAUUUUAAAAAAAA
This is a messenger RNA of Leptopilina boulardi, 2299 nucleotides long. RefSeq lists its product as uncharacterized. The transcript has 4 exons. Gene Ontology annotation, molecular function: chitin binding. The record is from RefSeq and is a predicted model, not a curated record. Lineage: Eukaryota; Metazoa; Arthropoda; Insecta; Hymenoptera; Figitidae. Bases 1 to 2148 code for a protein of 715 amino acids. Gene Ontology annotation, cellular component: extracellular region.